CGUUGACAACUACAUGUUUAGCGCCUGAAAAUUCUAUUUGCAAAUUCAUGACGUCAUUUCAAAAUUCAAUAGCGUCAUCAUUUCAAAAUGGCUGUUGCUUCGCGUAUAUUUGUCUUUGUUGUUGGUGUGCUGAUGUGUUUAGAUAACUUUGUACAUUCGAAGCACAAAAUUGACAGAUGCCUGCCAAAUCCUUGCAAGAACCGAGGAACAUGUUACUUUGAAUCAACAAAGACCAGACAACCAGGACUGAAGUGCAAUUGCCACGGUGCAUAUCGGGGAACAUAUUGUCAAAAAAAAACGCCCGUGUGUUCAGCGCUUAAGUGCGGAAACAUCAAAGCGUGCUUCGCCUCACCCGCGGGAACGCUGUGUUUGUGUGAGGGAACUCCUCCCAUUAAGUACCUUGCAUGUCUCGCAGAUAAGUCUUUGUCGGACUUCGCCCAAGUGGGGGCAAUGGUGACUAGGAAGAUGGCCAACAGUGCACUAAUCGUUAUCAUCCUGGCAGUUAUCUCUGUUGUGUCUGCCAUUGGGUUCGCUCUCUUGUACAGAAAGGCAACCGCCAAGCUACAAGAAUUAGAAAGUAUGUAUCAAGAUGCCGAGGAUCAUGGAUACACUCCGGUUGCACGGCUUCCUACCAUCAGUGAGGCCAUCCAUGACGUAUUAAAGACGACAUUCUGCUGUGCUAAGUCGGCGUUCCCCUCUAGCUGCCGUCCCCUUGAUGUUCCGUUUAGCUGCCACCCCCAUGACCCCAGUCGCAACUGCAAUGCCGUCAAACAAAAAAUGUGGCCAGCACCUUAUAUGGAAAGCAAUGGCUGUCGUUCCUUAACGCAAUCUUCCACGCGAGAUAAUAAGAACAAGAAAUGGAAACGCAGAUAUCAUGUUGCGGACUCGAGCACCGAAACAGCAUACACGCAAUAUGGACGCAGUAUAGCGGUGUGCCAUAGAGACCACACGCACGAUGAUAAAACUCGUCAUGAACAUUUAUAUAGUUCUCCUAACGCAAAUGCUCAGAGAAAACACAAAAGAAACAUGUAUAAAACACGAGUCGAAAAUGCGUGUAACUCAUACCAUACUGAAAACGUAUUUGAAGGAACUAAACACGAUAAACGUAAGUGCACGAAGAAAUACAGUUCUAAUGUUAACAUGAAAAAUGAUUUGGGUGUGGCAAAUAAUUAUUGGAGCUUAGCAGAAAGUUAUUGUUGCAAGAAUAUGCCAUUUUUGAAAUACGGACACACCCAAAAUAUCAAUACAAAAUGUUUUAACACAGGGCGACAACAGCUCGUGGAAGAAAACAUGACACGUCGUGUUCCAUACCAACACAUGAAGCAUAAAGAGACCCCACCAAGAAAGGAUCCAUUAAAACGCGCGAAUAAUAUAGAUGAACGCAAUAACAUCGCAAGAGGCAGUACGGAUAACUCCGGUGUUGUACCUCGCCGAGAGAAGACGCCUAGUGCCACGUUGAAAGAUACGCAUAAUCCAAAUCUGUUGAAAGUAGACGCAAACAAAAGAAAUAAUCCAGACAGUUCUACGCCACUUGGAGGUAUAUGGGUAACAACUGUAACUGCACUGGACGAACGAAGCGAAGAGCAGAUAGUAAUAGAUCUUACUGGUGAUGAUGAUUUUAUGAAUGGAGUCCAAAAUUUCGAGGAUCAUUCGGAACAAUCAGAAGAGUCGGUGUCUAAAACUUUAAACCAAUCGGCAGUAGAUAUUGAUAGGACCAACUGAGGAAUCGGAAACAUUAGAUGCCUAAAAAUUCGAAUGAGAUAGUUAUAAACGAUACUAUUUUUACUAAAUCUGGUAAAUCUGCUCCACACGCCUUCGAUUUCCUUGUGUUUAAAGACGUAAAUUUAAUCGAAAUUAAAGACCCAUACACCGAAAGCUUAAUAUAACAAGUGAAUGAACUCAGUGGCUCAGAGUCCUUAUAUUCCAUGCGUUAUGGAAUUGUUACACAUACAUCAUCUGUGAAAAUACGAGCACCUUGGUUCCAUGUGAUUUGAUUAUACAUGGUAACAAUCUUGAGCAAGCGCGUUUGUCUGAGACGAAGUGAACGAUACAAUAUUUCUCUUCCAAAGUAUUGAUGGUCUGUUGCUUAAACGAAAAGAGGCAGUAUAACUUUACACCGUGUCAGUGCCUUGAUUUGUUAUUGUUCAGUUACACUAAAUUAUUUAAAAUAUAUGACAAAACUCAAGAAAUAAAUUCACGGAACAGU
This is a messenger RNA of Dreissena polymorpha, 2206 nucleotides long. RefSeq lists its product as uncharacterized. NCBI's taxonomy places the organism in Eukaryota, Metazoa, Mollusca, Bivalvia, Myida, Dreissenidae. The coding region runs from base 88 to 1722 and encodes 544 amino acids. The record is from RefSeq and is a predicted model, not a curated record. The transcript has 6 exons.